Benincasa hispida (wax gourd) is the source of this 2783-nucleotide messenger RNA. The record is from RefSeq and is a predicted model, not a curated record. Lineage: Eukaryota; Viridiplantae; Streptophyta; Magnoliopsida; Cucurbitales; Cucurbitaceae.
AGAAAGAAAAAGAAAAAGAAAAAGAAAAUGUAAAAACUUGAUGUUUUCUCGCGUCUCAUAUUUAUACGUAAUUAUACGUAAUUUUUCUUCGUUGAAGUGAGUUCUUCGUCCUCAGCCACCCGCCGCCGAAGAGAGAAGAGCAAGGGAGGCACUGGAGCCAGGAGGGAAGGGCUUUCAGAGGCUUUAGAAAAAUCCAGAUACGGCUAUUUGAACAAUCUUCUUUGUUUCGAAUUUGAAGAAGAGUCCUGUCCUAUCCUUCAACCUGCCGGGCGCCAGCUUUUGUGCUUAUCCCAUUCCUAGGUUGAUUCAUCAUUUCAGGAUAAUCCAAAACAUUAUAUAUUUUUUCCGAGGAAGACUUUAGAUAUAGUCUAUAAAGAGUUUCAAAAAUUCCAGGAAGUUUUCUGGAGAGAAAGAAAAUGCACGAUCAAAAGAAGAAUGCGGUAAGAGGCUGGGCUGGAACUUUGUAAAGAUCGUCACUGUGAACGAGGACUACUUCCAACUAUCGGAUUUUAAGGACCUGAGGAAUAUGAAGUACGUAUUGGUUACGGGAGGUGUUGUUAGCGGACUGGGCAAAGGGGUCACUGCUAGUAGUAUCGGUGUCCUCCUUAAAGCUUGCGGUCUUCGAGUUACUUCCAUUAAGAUUGAUCCUUAUCUAAACACGGAUGCUGGUACCAUGUCUCCUUUUGAGCACGGCGAAGUGUUUGUCUUGGAUGAUGGUGGCGAGGUUGACCUGGACCUUGGAAACUAUGAACGAUUUUUGGACAUCACGCUAACUCGUGAUAACAACAUCACAACUGGAAAAAUAUAUCAGUCUGUGAUUGACAAAGAGAGAAGAGGUGAUUACCUAGGGAAGACUGUUCAGGUUGUUCCACACAUUACAGAUGCAAUUCAAGAAUGGAUUGAGCGUGUAGCAAUGAUACCAGUGGAUGGUAAAGAAGGUCCAGCUGACGUGUGUGUAAUUGAAUUGGGUGGCACCAUAGGAGAUAUUGAAUCGAUGCCAUUUAUUGAAGCACUUGGCCAAUUUUCGUACCACGUAGGUCCUGGAAAUUUCUGCCUGGUUCAUGUUAGCCUUGUUCCGGUCCUCAAUGUGGUUGGUGAACAGAAAACUAAGCCUACUCAACAUAGUGUUCGAGGUCUAAGAGGCCUGGGAUUGGUACCAAAUAUUUUAGCUUGCCGCAGUACAAAGGAACUCGAUGAAAAUGUUAAGGAAAAACUUGCUCAAUUUUGUCAUGUGCCGGCAGAUAAUAUAAUCACUCUCUAUGAUGUGCCAAAUAUCUGGCAUAUUCCUCUGCUAUUAAGAGUAAGUGAUUUCUUUCGUCAUAUUUCUUUUUAUGCGAGGAAAGACUGGAACAUUUUUCUUCAACAGGAUCAGAAGGCUCAUACUGCACUCUUAAAAGGACUGAAUCUUCACAGUGUAGCAGGAGAACCUGAUUUAGAUCGAUGGACGUCUAGGACAAGGUUAUAUGAUAAAUUACAUGAUUCCGUCAAAAUUGCUAUGGUUGGUAAAUACACAGGCCUGUCAGAUUCGUACCUCUCUGUAUUAAAGGCCCUUUUACAUGCUUCUGUCGCCAGCAAUAGAAGGCUUAUUGUAGAAUGGGUUCCAGCUGGGGAUCUUGAAGAUAUUUCUGCCACAGAGGCCCCUGAGGUUUAUGCAGCUGCAUGGGAACUUUUAAAGGGUGCUGAUGGUGUUCUAGUUCCAGGAGGUUUUGGUGAUAGGGGAGUCCAAGGGAAAAUUCUAGCAGCCAAAUAUGCUCGAGAGAAUGGGAUUCCCUUUCUGGGCAUAUGCCUGGGGAUGCAAAUUGCAGUCAUUGAAUUUGCCAGAUCUGUUCUCGGUAUACUUGAUGCUAACAGCACAGAGUUCGAUCCUGAAACGACGAAUCCUUGUGUGGUUUUUAUGCCUGAGGGCUCAAAGACUCAUAUGGGAGGAACUAUGCGUCUAGGGUCAAGGAGAACUUACUUUACUGUUAUGGAUUGCAUAUCUGCACAGUUGUAUGGCAAUGUGAAGUUUGUUGAUGAGCGACAUAGACAUAGAUAUGAGGUCAAUCCUGAAAUGGUGUGUCAACUUGAAAAUGCUGGUUUAUCUUUUGUUGGCAGUGAUGAAACAGGUCGCCGUAUGGAGAUUGUUGAACUAAGUGGCCAUCCAUACUUCGUGGGAGUUCAGUUUCAUCCCGAAUUUAAGUCCAGACCAGGGAAACCAUCUCCGCUCUUCUUAGGGCUCAUUAAGGCAGCAUGUGGCCAAUUAGAGGCCUUUCUACAAAACAAUGGGAAUGCCAGCCAAUUUUCGGCAGACACGAUAAGCAAUGGACACGCAAAGAUAAAGAUUGUGCAAAAUGGACACACCCCAAAGUUUGCGAAUGGGUUAUUAAAUGCUGCAUAUGGCAAUUCAGUAGUUUGCCCUCGGAAAGAUGUAAACCACUGUUUAUGAUGAUGGUGCUCGCUAAUGUUAUCACUCGGAGGAUUUUCCUAAAGAUCCUUGGGCUUGCUGUACAGUUCUAUGGUCUAGUGAUGAGGGCUUUAUGACAUAAAGCUGGAUUUUUUUGACUGUUAGUGCAGCACUAGUUCGAUAGGAAUACUGAUUAGGGUAACUUAAAACUCGUUUCGAAAGUGCUUCCAACUUUUGAGACGGUCGUUGAUCGCAUCAGGCUUUCUUCAUAUCUCUGGAAGGUCUUGAAAAUCUUCUGCAGUCGUCUGCCUUGCAUGCUUGAUAUUUAUGGGCAUGGACCAAGUUCACAGUAUUUUUUUUUUUUUUUUUUUAAAUUUUAAUAGUUCGAUAUAGCCCCCCA